Messenger RNA from Manihot esculenta (cassava), 1210 nucleotides. RefSeq lists its product as uncharacterized. Lineage: Eukaryota; Viridiplantae; Streptophyta; Magnoliopsida; Malpighiales; Euphorbiaceae. The transcript has 10 exons. The record is from RefSeq and is a predicted model, not a curated record. Bases 222 to 1067 code for a protein of 281 amino acids.
AAAUUAACACACAUUGUAAAAAUAAAAAAAAGAGGACGAGAAAAUAAUAAAGCGGAAUCCUUCCAGCUUGCGCGAGUUGAGUUUUUAUUGUAUUUUCCAGUUCUCGAUCCGAUCAGCGACGAUGGAAGUAUUCCACACAUAAAAAUUCUCCAAAUCAAACCGUUUUAGUUCUUGCUCGAUCUUCGUACCUUCACGGCUAUAAUCCUCUGCGAUUGCUCCCCAUGGCCGCGCCGUUUUUCUCGACUCCGUUUCAACCUUACGUUUAUCAGAGUCAGCAAGAUGCUGUGAUACCUUUCCAGAUUUUGGGUGGUGAGGCACAAGUGGUUCAGAUAAUGUUGAAACCACAAGAAAAGGUUAUUGCAAAGCCAGGUUCUAUGUGCUUCAUGUCUGGUUCCGUUGAAAUGGAGAACAUCUUCAUCCCUGAAAAUGAGGUGGGUAUGUGGCAGUGGCUUUUUGGGAAGACUGUCACGAGUAUAGUCCUUCGUAAUGCUGGUCCAAGUGAUGGAUUUGUUGGAAUUGCUGCACCUUCUCUUGCAAGAAUUCUCCCAAUUGAUUUGGCAAUGUUUGGUGGAGAGAUCUUAUGUCAGCCAGAUGCAUUCCUUUGCUCUGUCAAUGAUGUAAAGGUCAGCAAUACAGUUGAUCAGAGGGCACGAAAUGUCAUGGCUAGUGCAGAGGGAUUUUUGAGACAGAAGCUAUCCGGACAAGGCCUUGCAUUUAUUCUUGCUGGAGGAUCUGUUAUACAAAAAAAUCUUGAGGUGGGUGAAGUACUAUCUGUUGAUGUGUCUUGCAUUGUCGCCCUUAAUACCACAGUUAAUGUACAAAUCAAAUACAAUGGUCCCAUGAGAAGGGCAGUAUUCGGGGGUGACAAUUUGGUAACAGCAACUGUAACGGGACCAGGCAUCGUUUUUAUCCAGAGUUUACCCUUUCAGCGUUUUUCGCAGAGAAUUGCUAGGGCAGUGACAUCUCCAAACAUGAGAGAAAAUCCAAAGUUCUUUGUUCAGAUAGCCAUUUUCUUUUUUCUGGCAUAUGUUGUGAUUGUAUCUUCGUUAAUAUUGACCGAUGUGUGAUUUUUUAGUGUUCUUUUCCUUUUGCUUUCUCUUUAGGAAACCCCACAGUAGUUCUUAAUGAAUCAUUGUAGUAUUUGAGUCAUUAAAUUCAAAUAUAGUCAAAUCAUUGGAAACAAAGAAUUUAAGUUGGUUUCUUGGAUUUA